Messenger RNA from Brassica oleracea var. oleracea, 1014 nucleotides. RefSeq names its product zinc finger CCCH domain-containing protein 24-like. Gene Ontology annotation, biological process: RNA processing. Gene Ontology annotation, molecular function: RNA methyltransferase activity. The record is from RefSeq and is a predicted model, not a curated record. NCBI's taxonomy places the organism in Eukaryota, Viridiplantae, Streptophyta, Magnoliopsida, Brassicales, Brassicaceae.
UUAAUUAGUGAAUGUCAAUAAUGAGAUAACAAUAUAAAUGUUUUAUGUGUGAAGGUCAUAUGACCGACAGGCUUUUCACUACAACAGCCUUGUUAAGGCAAGCAAGAAGACUACUCUUCAGUUACAAAAAAAAGAGAAGACUACUCUUCAGCAAGCUGUGCAAGGUAAAAGUGCUGUGUACUGGGAUUAUGAGAACGUGCCAGUCCCAUACGACUUCCCUGCGGGAAACGUUUACCAGCACAUCAUGAAGUGUUUGGAAGAUGAAGGGUGGAAUGUACCGGUUGAACAAAUGACGAUUGUUGUUGGGUACAAGUGUACACAUGUACCACAAGAGUUACAGGACAACAAGAAUGUCAUUGUCCACAGAGCCCAUGACUUUGAUAGACCACACAAAAAAAUUGAGCCGACAAAAGGAAACCAAGCCGCCGAUGAUGAAAUGCACACUCUGAUAGGAAAUUUGCGGGAGACGGCCACAGAGCCUCAUAACAUUUUGAUCUUGACGGGCGAUGGGGAUUUCAACGAAGAUAUCCAAAACCUGGAAGGAGACGGCCAUAAUGUAAUGGUUGUCCAUUCCAGAGAGUCAAUUUCAGAACGCUUUAGAGAAGAUCGGCAAAUAAGAACCUUUUUAGGUCUUGAAAGAGAAGCAGAUAAGACAGCAAAACAGAGAAGACGUGAGUGGCUCAAUGAAAAAAAGGCGGCUCGUAAAUACAAAAGUGCCCGCGAAGCUUUGAGUCCCUUGGCAGACCUGUCUUACGCCGACCAGCUUGAACAGAAGAAGGCUUCUAUCAUGCAAAAGUUGGAAAAACUGACUGGAAAUGAGCGUAAAGCUUGUCCAAAUGGAAAAUCACUUCCAGAAUUGGUCCUUCAGUCUAGAGAAAUAGGUGGCCUUUCAUGUAAGCUCGAAGGAAUUAUAGAAUCACCGCUUACGAAUGGUUACAGGAACAAGUGCGAGUUCUCAACUGGAUAUUCCGGUGAGUGGAAGUUAACUGUUGGAGUCGUGCUCGGAACUGAUAG